Messenger RNA from Oryctolagus cuniculus (rabbit), 1180 nucleotides. The record is from RefSeq and is a predicted model, not a curated record. Lineage: Eukaryota; Metazoa; Chordata; Mammalia; Lagomorpha; Leporidae.
GCUUGGAACAGUUCAUACUUGGUUAAAAUACAGAGUUGAAAACCUUCCCUGUUUUUGAUAAGUUGCUUUUGUUUUAACUUCUGUAAACUUUUUCAAGGUGUAAGCAGUGAUACCAUCACAAUUGUUGAUUAUUUGGUAAACUAUGACUUCUUGAAACAGACAGAUUAGUGACCCUUGUUCUUGUGCACCUGACUAAUGUGUUAUUACCUGGACUGGACUGUAAAAAUCUGUGGUGACAGUGUCAGUUUGAGUUAGGAACAGAAUGGCUGGGGCAGAACUGUUUUUGGCAGGAGCAAUGGUUUGGCGUUUGCUAAUUCAAUGAUUGCAAUGACUUCAUAGAACAAAACUGCCACAAAUAAUGAAAAGUGACUGUUUACAUGAAUGGCAAUCAGGAGUUAUUUCCCUGUGAAGUCUGUGGAAGACGCUUUGCAGCAGAUGUUCUGGAAAGGCAUGAACCAAUAUGUAGAAAACUCUUCAACAAAAAACGUAAGCCUUUCAAUUCCUUGAAACAAAGAUUACAGGGCACUGACAUCCCUACUGUGAAGAAGGCUCCUCAAUCCAAGUCUCAACCUGUGAGGAAAUCUAACUGGAGACAACAACAUGAAGACUUCAUUAAUGCAAUUAGAUCAGCAAAGCAGUGUACAAUAGCUAUUAAAGAAGGCCGGCCCCUCCCACCUCCACCCCCUCCAUCUAUCAAUCCAGAUUAUAUUCAAUGCCCCUAUUGCAUGAGGAGAUUUAAUGAGACUGCAGCCCAACGACAUAUUAAUUUCUGCAAGGAUCAGUCUUCUCGCCGAGUCUUCAAUCCUGCCCAGACAGCAGCCAAGCUGGCAUCCAGAGCUCAGGGUAGGGCUCAGAUGGGUCCCAAAAAGGAACCAACUGUUACUAGUGCCGUGGGAGCUUUGCUACAGAACAGGGCUCUGGAGGCCAUGAAUGGAGGAGUCUCAACCAGGUCAGGAUUGGCUAUGGAUCCUGCUUCUGGAGUAAAACUCAAACAAGGAUUCAGUAAAUCUUCUAAAAAAGAUUAACUCCUAUAGGCCAGACGGGCUUCCUGAAACUCACCAGCCUGCAUGGUUAUGUCCCCAGCAAGCCACCAAAGGGGAGGGACCGGGAGAUGUCUUACACAGGCCCUGAUUCUUCUUGAGGCAUCAUCCAGAACAAGUAAAACUAGCUUCAACUCUUA